Messenger RNA from Striga asiatica, 5304 nucleotides. The record is from the annotation of a GenBank genome assembly. Lineage: Eukaryota; Viridiplantae; Streptophyta; Magnoliopsida; Lamiales; Orobanchaceae.
AUGUCAUUGUUUCUUCUCAAGAAUUCGUUUGGGUCCAAGAUGAAGAAAGGUUUCGGCCAUUUCUGCAAUGGCGAGAGCUCCACCUCGAUUCUGAAGCAGGAAAAAGUCCAAGCGUGUGCUGACGUGGCGAGGCAAAAACACUACUCCUCCUCGAGAGAAAGCCACCGGCCGAGUUUAGAGGAAAUGAUAAUGCAGUUGGAGAUGGAAGAAGAAGAAGAGAAUAGCAGUAAUGGUCGAGGAAUAGUUUUUCAACCACAUAGAAUGUCAUGUGUUAACAGUUGUGACAUUCUUAGAACGGCUAGAAACGCCCUGAACCAGUAUCCUCGAUUUUCCCUAGAUGGAAAAGAUUCCAUGUAUCGAUCCUCAUUCGUAAAUAAGUUGAGGAAACAUGAAAAAGUCGGAUUGCCUCGUGAGAUUGGUGGGGAGAGCGUGAUUUGGUGCAAGCCGGGAGUGGUGGCUAAAUUGAUGGGCCUCGAUGCAUUGCCUAUUCCCUUGAAUAGCAUUACUUAUAGAACAGUCAUAAGGAAGAGGGUCGACAAAGAGAGGAAAAAAUUGCUUAUGGCGGCCCAUCAUAAGAGGCGAGAGAUGCCAAGUACUACUGCUUACUCCCUCAUCGAUCCUAUGGACUUGGAAAUUCUGAAUGCCGAGGCAGGCUGGCCGAUGAGACGCCGCCGCUCUUCCUUCAAUCGCCAUCGAUCCGCCUUCCUCGGCGACGGCGGAGCUUGGCCAGCGGUCAUCACCGAUCUCUCGUCAAUCCAGGUGGUCGUGCGUCCCGAUGAAGCUGAGGUUCCGCUGACUGUUUCGGCCCUUCGGUCGUCGGCAUAUCUGAAGUUCAAGGUGCCGUCUCUCUGGUCGGAGUCCGGUCUGCGAUGGGUUAUUCUCUCCCGGUCGCCGACCGCUCGAUUGACGGAGGAUCUUAGUGGUGCUCGGUGGUGUGCGGUGCUGUGGAUGGGCGUGGCUCCAGCUGCUGCGACGGCUUCCGUGGUGGCGGACGGGGUUGAGGGCCGUUUCCUUCUCACAUCCCCCGUUUGUCUAGUGGUGUUAGACGGCGGGGGAGGUUCUUCGGCUCGUCUAGUGGUGUUAGAAGAGUUCGGGUGGAAUCGGUGUGGGUUUGAAGAUGGCUCUCUAGUUUCGGUAGCAGGUUCUUGUCCUGAAUUUGUCUUGUGUCGAUCGUUCACUUCUGGUUGUGUCUUUGGUUUGGGCCGUUUGGCCUCUGUGAGCCCGGGUGUCAAUCUUAUUACUCCGUUGGGGUCCGACAUUCUGGCCUUUUUAGGCAGUUUCGGGAGUGGUCCUUGGGCUGCGUUCUUCUCUUGUGGGGUCGGUUUUGUAUGGCUCCUGGUGUGUCGUGCAGGGCUAGGUACUUCCUACUGUCCCAUUCCCUUGGUGACUCUGGUGUUGGGUCCGUGGGAGACCGGUGAUGCCAUCUCGACUAGUGGUGUUAGCCGGUUUGGGGCAUUGGUGUUGUUGGGGCGUUCUUGGUUGCUUGGCCUUUGCCGAAGGGGCGGGUAUGCUCACAGGUUGGAUUCGUGGCUUGGGUCUUCGUUUCAGCUAGGCCGUUUUUGGCAGUUUCGGGAAUGGGUUCUCAGGUUGUGGAUUUCUCCCUGGAAGCUGUCCGGACUUGUGGUUUUGGUUUGGGCCGUUGGCCUCUGUACAACCCGAGUGUCAAUUUAUUAUCCUGUUAAGAUCGGGCACUCGGAGCUGUUGACACCCGAGUCGAGCCCAGAAGGACCAGAAACCGAGGAUAACCGACCGGUGGACGAUGUCGAAAGCCGGAUCGGUAUGCGGGAUACUCUGAGGGGCCGAACUGGCCGAGGAACAAAGUUGACGAGAACGGUGUGCAGGGUAAUACUCCAGAACGACACUUUGGAUGGUCGAGGGACGAUGUCGAUCAACGCGAAUGCCGAGCAUAAAACAGAACCUCCGAGACCAGGAGAUGAAUUUAUUUGGACAGAGAGGAAUAGUGCGGAGCAUGGGGAUAUUACUUUUAUGUGCUCUCACAUUGUUUUGCAGGUUGAUCGACUCACGCUUAGAGACUGGACAAGCUACAACCCCCCUCCCCCCCUUUUCCGUUUCCUGUCAUCUCCGCUGCCGUCUGUUCAGCACCCACGACCUAGAGCCGUUGUUUGGCUGAGACCCUAUUCCCCUUGGGUUAAGUUGAACACUGACGGAUCUUUCUACAGACUUAUUGGAGUCGCUGGAGACGGGGACCUGAUUAGGGAUCACAGCGGAGCUCUUAUUACCGCCUUCUACGUCCCUCUUAUGGCCUCUUCGAGCUACGACGCGGAGGUUCAAGCGCUGCAGAUCAAUCUUCAGAUUGCAACCUUUAUAUCUACUCACAUUUGGAUUGAGCUGGAUGCUGCCGCUGUCGUCACCCUCUUGACCUCGAGCCACCAGGAUUCGUGGCAGAUUCAGCACCAGCUCAUGCGCAUCAGAUCCAUACUUCAGUCGGUUCGCUAUCAGAUUUCGCACAUCUUCCGCGAAGGGAAUCGACCUGCUGACUUCCUGUCUAGACUCGGUGCCUCCGCACCCCAGAGACGUAUUUUCCACCCUUACAGCGCCCCUCUUCGCUUACACUGUUUACUUGUGCACUUGUCAAAUCAGAUAUCAUACUAUUGCCCAUGUGCCUCUCAUACAUUGUUUAAGGAAAAGAUGAAGACAUCGCUGAAGAAAUUACAGAAAUUUGCUGCGGCGAAGCAUGAUAGGAAAGCGCAAAAGCACCAUCAAUCGUUGCCUCUAGAUGAGCUCGCUCGAGCUACGCAGGCGAUUCUAACGAAGUUAUUGGCAGGAUUGGGAGUAUCUCAUUUGUUGAUUGUGAUCGAUUUGUUUUAUUACACUUUUCAAUUCAAGCAAUAUCUGUGCUACUUUGACUGUACCUUGCUAACUGUGGAUUACUAUGGAAAAUUUGGGAAGACUAGACAAACGCUACUGCAGUACUGCGCUGAAGAAACUUUUCAGUGCUGUCACCAUCAAAUUUCAUUUUGUCUUGACCAGGAUAUGAAUGACAUGAGAGACUGCUAUGAUAGGUUACUCUCAGCUGCAGCUGCAACUGCUAACAGUGUAUACGUUUCUACUAAUCAAGCCUCAUUUGUCUCAGAAUUUUCCGAAUCACUAAGGGAAAUGGGUGAUUGUCUUCUUGAGAAAACGGCCCUCAAUGAUGAUGAAGAGAGUGGGAAAGUUCUAUUAAUGCUGGGAAAAGUACAGUUUGAACUUCAGAAACUUGUUGAUGGUUAUAGAUCUCAUAUAUUCAGGACUAUUACAAUCCCAUCAGAGUCUCUUCUGAAUGAACUUCGUAUAGUAGAGGAGAUGAAGAAGCGGUGUGAUGGAAAAAGAGAGAUAUAUGAUGAUCUGCUGAAGAAACAGAAAGAGAAGAGGAUGUUAAAGAACAGUAAAGGUGAAUGUUUCCAUUCGCCUCAGUUGAAGGAAGCCUAUGAGGAUUAUGAUGAUGAGGCAAAUGUAUUUGUUUUCCGCAUGAAAUCUCUAAAACAAGGACAAUCGCGUAGUUUUCUUACACAGGCAUCUCGGCAUCAUGCUGCACAGCUAUUCUUCUUCAAGAAUGCAGUCAGAUCUUUGGAGGCCGUAGAGCCACAUGUCAGAUUGCUUGCUGAACAACAUCAUAUUGAUUACCAGUUUAGCGGACUCAAAGAUGAUGGACAUGGAAUUUAUAGUGAUGGUGGUGAAAGUGAUGGAGAGGGUGGUAGUGAAGAUAGUUCUGAUACACAUGAUGAUGGAGAAUUGAGUUUUGACUAUGAGCAUAAUGUUUCCAUACAAGAAGUUGCUACAUUAAAAAACUCCAUGGAGUUGGAUACUCCCCAUACGACAAUCUCUGCCAACCCUAAAUUAGGUGCCGCAAAGGAUAUUUUACAAAAUCCUGCCAGAAAUUCUUUUUCUUUACAAAGAGGAGUUGGAGCCAUCAGCAAAUCAGCACCUCUCUUUCCUGAGAAGAAACUGGAUUCAGCUGAGCGAGUGGCUCAGUUUGGGCCUUCACCAUCACGCAAAUACACUUCUUACGUGUUGCCAACUCCAGACGAGACAAGGAGUCCUGUUUCUGGGAAAUUAUUUAACGAAUCUCCUCAAGUAAGAAAAACGGCCUUAGACCUUAGUCAUUCCUCUCCCUUAGACCAGAACAAGUACGAAAAACUCGGGGCAAAUGAUAAACCAAUCAUCUUAGACACACAAUCAGUACUGAAAGAGAGCAACAACCCCCCAAAACCUAGCCGCUUGCCCCCUCCUUUGUCAGAAACUCUCUCAUUCAAACAACUCGAUCCAAAUGUUGCAUCCUAUGCUAAGAAAGCCAAAAGGCAAGCUUUUUCCGGCCCUUUGACAGGAAAACCGUGGCCGAAUAACACAAAUUCCACAGCCAGUGGACCAAUUGCUUCAUCAGCAUUCUCUCUGCCAUAUUCGGGUUCUCUAUUACGCACACCAAUACCUCGGCCCACAUCAACUCCUAAGUUGUCUUCACGGAAUUUCGUGUCAUCGCCAAAAAUUAAUGAACUUCACGAGCUUCCCCGGCCACCUGCUCAUGUAGCUGUUAGAAGGCCUACUAAUCGUGGUGCUCAUUCGGGUCCGUUAAUGUCCAAAUCUCUCGAGCUGUCAACUGCAAGUAUAUCAAAGACGUCCAUGUCAGCAUCUGCACUCCCAGUUCCACCAUUGGCAUUAUCGCGCAGUUAUUCAAUUCCAGCUGGAGGCUCGAUAGAUGUGGCAUUACGUGUUCCAUUACAAGGUUCUCACAACUUAAAGAUGGAAGAAGGCAUUUCUUCGCCUCCUUUGGAACCAAUUUUCUUGCCAGAUACCCAAUCAGAAUCUCAUACAACAUAGAUGAUUCCUGCCCUAAGCAGCCUAAUGAAAGGCAACUUAAAGAGCACGACUGCAAUUCUGGGCACUGUAGACAUCUGUGAAUACUUCACUAGCUAAUCAUAUUUUGAACAGCGUUAGACAUGUAUAAAAAAUGCAUACUAUUUUGUGAUUGGUAUGAAAAAGUAUCCAUCGUAGUCAGUGGCUUUUAACCGAUUCUGUAGUCGACUUUGUAUCUCCUUUCACCUUAAUAGAAAAUAAGAGGGUAGCAAAUGUUGCUUACCAAGUAGUUUUCUUGCUUAAAGAAGUAAAUAGGGAAACGAUGUUGUGAUACUGAUCAUGGAGAGGUUGGCUUAUUGGUGGCAUAUUUAGUAUAAAUCGUACUUAUAUCCAGCAAUAACGUUUAUGUAUUUAACAGUUGGGAUAAUUUGUAAUUAGUCAAUGUGGUGCUACUUAUUUCAAGUUUGUACCACUGUGUUUUAAUUACUUAAACAUAUUUACUUCCUAAAUGAA